GUCAUGCGGACGGACCAAGGAGUUGCCAUCCGCGGGGCUGCAAGAAUAACAACCUCCGGGGGGAAAAGAUGCACGAAGAUGAGGACGGCAGCGGGGAGAGCUCCUGCGCAGCGUCGCGGCUGACCUCCGUCAAGUCUCUGGAUGUGGCCGACGCGGAGGGAGCGAAGGAGCAGGCCUCCAAGCUGUGCGGCUACUUGAACAAACUCUCCGGCAAGGGGCCUCUCAGGGGCUACAAGCUGCGCUGGUUCGUGUACGACCAGAGGAAAUGUUACUUGUAUUACUUCAAGACGCCCCAAGAUGCCCUGCCUCUCGGACACAUCGAUAUAGGCGAUGCGUGCUUCAUGUACGACGUGGAGGGGGAAGAGGGCCAGUUCGAGGUCCGCACAGCUGGGAAGGAGUUUCUCUUAAAGGCCCCCAGCAGGCAGGUGAUGCACUACUGGCUGCAGGAGUUGCAGCAGAAGCGCUGGGAGUACAGCAACACCAGAGGCAGCGUGAAAAGGGACAGCUGGAGUUCUCCCACGCUGGCCUACCCUCCCACCGGCCUCGUGGGCAAGGAGCACGAUGCCUUCUUCACUGAGAAGCUGAGCGAAAGCAUGGAGAAGGUGCGCAGCGACUUCGCCAUGGACGCAGAAACAGACGCAGGAGGAAUGGUGGGAAUCCAGUCAGCCAGAGGGCCCUUCUCCAUCAAAAACCUCGGCACAGAGCUCAGGUUGUUGUCCUGCUGGAAGAUCAACCCUUACCCCAAGCCUUUUGCAGCCUCUAACAGGAACUCCAUGUCUAACCUGAGGCCGGGCCGAGCAGAGAACAGACGCAGCGUGUUUUACGCCACCGCCGCCGCCAACAACAACAGCAGCUCAGAGGAGUGGGAGAUGGUGGACCCUCCCCCCAGAGACCUCCCCGAGCAGAAACACCCUCUAGACACGCACAGACAUUCCUUCGGGUCGGCGUUCACAUUCGACUUUGUGCGGAACCGCCAGCGGCCCCAGAGGCCCUUGCUGCGAGACGCGCGGGGGCCCGGGAAGCUCGGCCGCGGCGUGGAGGGACGCGGCUCCGAGAGUCCGACGGGGGAAUGCAACGGCAGCAAACCGUUGGACGUGCAGCUCCGCCUCCAGAACCAGCAGGAUGAGCUGAACCAGAUGCAGCAGGAGCAAAACAAGCUCCGGGAGGAGCUGGCCGGCCAGAAGGAGCUGGUGAGACUCCUGCAGCAGACUCUCAGGAGCUCCCAGUGCGAGAGGCCCACCGUGUGCCGAGCAGCUCCGGAUCCAUCGGCCGCCGCGGACCAGCCCCCGAGUCCAGCGGUGACCCAGGAGGAUGUGGCCCAGCUGGAGGCGCUGCUUCAGGAGCGAGACGGACAGAUCCAGGCCCUGUGUGGACACAUGGAGCGUCUCUCGCUGGAGAAGGACAGCCUGCAGCUGGAGCUGAAGAGCCUGAAAGUCAAGGUGGGGGAAAUCAAUGACCAGCUGGGGAUGCUGAUGGAGACCAUCCAGGCCAAAGAUCAAGUCAUCGUGAAGCUGUCGCAGGAGAACUCGGAGCAGAGCGGGAAUCUGAGUGACGCUGGUUCUCCGCCGCCUCCCCAGGAGCUGAACGUUCUUAAGGACAGCCUUCAAGGCUACAAAUCCCAGAACAAGUUCUUGAACAAAGAGAUCCUGGAGUUGACAGUCCUGCGCAGGAAUGCAGAGACUCGGGAAAAAGCUUUAGAAGCAAAGUGUACGGCGCUGGAGGCCAAGCUCUGUCAGGUGGAGAGCAAAUAUCUGGUGCUGCUUCAGGAGGUGAGGACUCCAGUCUGCUCGCUGGAGCAGAAUCCGCUCAUUUCCAGGUUACUGGAGGACGCGCUGCAGGCGGAAAGCCCGGAUCAGAGCGAACACCAAAUCUUCAAACCAAAUACAGUCAGCGAGUACGACGCGUACGGCUUCAAGACGGUCCCCGAGGAGGAGGAAGAGGAGGAGAGGCUGGUGGCCAAGGUGAGGGCCCUGGAGCUGAAGUCCCUGUCGAUGACCGACCAGGAGGUAUCCGUCGGGGUGAAGUGGGAGAACUUCCUGGCCGGCACCAUGAACAGAGACCUGGCGCGUUCCCCCGAGCUCAAGGCGCUGAUCCGCUGCGGCGUGCCCCACGAGCACCGCUCCCUGGUGUGGCGCUGGUGCGCCAGCUUCCACGUCAAGAAGUUCCGGGACCACCUGGCCCCGGACUAUUACGAGACUCUGCUGAACGUGGCGCGGGACCGGCCCAACCCGGCGUCCAAGCAGAUCGAGCUAGACUUGCUGCGCACGCUGCCCAACAACAAGCACUACGCCUCCCCGAGCGCCGCCGGCAUCCACAAGCUCAGGAACGUGCUGGUGGCGUUCUCCUGGAGGAAUCCAGACAUCGGCUACUGUCAGGGUCUGAACAGGCUAGCAGCAAUCGCCUUGCUCUAUUUAGACCAAGAAGAUGCCUUUUGGACCCUUGUAGCCAUCGUGGAGGUCUUCAUGCCAAGAGACUAUUACACAAAGACUCUGCUUGGCUCUCAGGUCGACCAGCGUGUGUUCAAGGACCUGAUGAGUGAGAAGCUGCCGCGCCUUCACGCCCACUUCGAGCAGCACAAGGUGGACUUCUCCCUCAUCACCUUCAACUGGUUCCUGGUGGUGUUUGUGGACAGCGUGGUGAGCGACAUCCUGUUCAAGAUCUGGGACGCCUUUCUGUUCGAAGGGCCCAAGAUCAUAUUUCGAUUCGCUCUGGCUCUCUUUAAGUACAAAGAAGAAGAGUUUUUGAAGUUGCAAGACUCGACGGCCAUCUUCAAAUACCUUCGAUACUUCACACGCACAAUCCUGGACUCAAGGAAGCUGAUGAACAUUGCUUUUGUCGACAUGAACCCGUUCCCCAUGAGGCAAAUCCAGAACCGCCGCUCUUUCCACCUGGAGAAGGUUCGCCUGGAGCUGACGGAGCUGGAGGCCAUCAGACAGACGUUCAUCCAGAAGAGGGAGACGAGUCUGGACCGACGGAGCUUCGCCAGCGACGACGAGGAGGAUAACUGAGCUUCUUUAUUUCCAGGCUGCGCCGCUUUAAACAAUAAAGACAAACGCAGGUUCUCCGCAGAGCGGCGGCCCUUUGCGGCUGCCGAAAAGGGCUUUAUUCCCCAGUCGGUUCCCGCAUUAAAGAGAGAAAGAUAAACUGAGUCCAGUCGCAUCAGAGGUACAAACGCAUUAUAUCAGUGUUCUGGACAAUUUUCUGUUCAAUUUGUAUUUGUUUUGCUGCUCCUUUUCAUGUUGUUCAUAGCCAGCAGUUCACUUUUCUUUGUUGCCAACACAUGUAGUCCGAAACAGUAUUUUCCAACAUUUUUAUACCUUUUGAAGGAAUUACUAUCUUUAUUUUAUUUUUUUGCUCACAUCUAUAAAAAAA
Messenger RNA from Fundulus heteroclitus (mummichog), 3372 nucleotides. RefSeq names its product TBC1 domain family, member 2B (gene tbc1d2b). Lineage: Eukaryota; Metazoa; Chordata; Actinopteri; Cyprinodontiformes; Fundulidae. The transcript is spliced from 14 exons. The coding region runs from base 69 to 3008 and encodes 979 amino acids. The record is from RefSeq and is a predicted model, not a curated record.